GCUUGGGACGAGCCGUGGCGUCUCGAGCUCUGGCAGGUGCUGUUGAGGGACACCCAGUGGAUCGAGCUCAUCAUGAAAUUGCAGAUACGGUUCCAUGACGGGUAUGUGAAAGUGUCACCGGAAUUCCAGAAGGAUCCUGACAUCAUGGACCAGAUCCAACUUGUGUACUUGUACGUGUGGGCUUUUCGUGAGUUCAGCGACAGCCGUUGGAUCACCCUUGGUUCGAGUCAGAGGACAAUGUUGGCCGCAGAGUUGUUGGGGCUUUCGGCAUACGUCGACUACUUAUUGAACGAUGUCAAGGUUAGUGGGUAUUAUCUCAAAGGGUUUCUUCGGAAAACGGACAAGGUGCUUCACAUGACCGCCUUGGCGGCCACGUGUUCGUUCGCUAGUGACGAAACAUUGGCAAUGACACUGGAGGACGAUAGGUUGAUCAUCCGCCUGCCUGAAAUCGACCAGGCUGCCCUUAGUCAGCUCGAGUACGUAUUCAGCAUCAGCCAGCCUGUGUGGAACUACAUGGGCAAUGCAUGCAAGAAGAGCGGUGGCGAGCUACGGAGCGAAAGCCUGCACGCAUCUUUGGUGAGCUCUUGUUAUUUCAACUGGAGGGUGAACGACUUGAGAAAACCGCCGUUCAGUUAUUGCCGCGGAGAUCUGGAUGAGAAUCUUGAUGCAAUUGCGAGGGGGCCAGUUCCUGAUGACCCUUUCACUUUGCAGAUGUACAAUUUGCUCUCGCUGGACGGGUUCCCGAGGGAACAGCUCAAAACAUUGCUUGAACUGCUUGGGAAUUGUCCCCAGUCAAACAUUACUGGUGAGCAAGGGCACGUAGGGGCUAGCAUCGGCAAGAAACGGCACCCCACAACCGAACAAAAGAUGCUACAGACACGUGCGCAAUUGAUCCAAUUCAGACCUCUUUUGAACAUGACUAAGGAAGAGAAGCUCAAAGACAGACUGCUGCGGCGAAUCGACCGCAUCGAUCAUUAUAGCGCGGCGUCCUUUGGCGGGCGACAGGCGUGCGUGCAAGAUCUGUCGAGGGUGUCAGCGACGAUGAAGCGCAUGGGUUGCGGGGUGGCGCCGGACGCCCAGCAAAGAAUCGUUCAAAAGCAUGGCGAGAAAUGGAGUGAGAUGUCAAAGAACCGCCGUGAUAAUUACGAGCGGCAGUCUUUCAAGCGGCAGCAGGAAAAGGUAGAUGUUAUCAACGAGGAGCGCGAGAAGCUGUUGAUCGAUUUGAAUAAGGUCAGAGAGAAAACCAGACAGAAACUGGAUGCCCGCGCUCCUUUCCGAGUUGGCUCCUGUCGUUUAUCGGAUGCGCAGAAAGAGAGUCUGGGCGCUUUGUAUGCAGACGCGAGGUACACGCACGAAUACGUAUCCAGUCGCAUCAGCGACGCUGAGAAGGACUUGGGGGAGCCGACGCAGCGCGAGUUAUCCGUGUUCCGCAUGGUCGAAGAGGAGCCCAAGGCGCGGCCACCGCAUCCCCCAUGGGUGGCCACGGUCUGCCGCAACAAAGAUUUCUUCAAGCACUGCUCCCUGCGCUGGCCCGGGGAGCACGAAGCUCGCGUGGACAAGUUUAUCUUUUCCAUGGAGAACCCUUUCAUCGUUGGUCUCCUCCGGCUGCAGGAGAUUGACGUGGACCACGCCGCCAAAUUCUUCGAUGCUUUCCCAGACCAGGGCGCUGCGAUGUGGAGGGAGAGUUACAGGCUCGACUUCGGCAUGUGGUCUUACACAGAGGACCUGGGCGCAGUUCCUUUGGACCCGCCAGAGAUUCUGCAGGACUGCGUGUGCCAGAGGCACGGGUUCAUCACCUCGGAUUCCGAAUGGGUCACCAUGGACUCGGUGAUUGGUUUGUUGGACCAGGCAGGCGGGCCCCCCUUGCGCGAGGGCGCGGAAGGGAGUUCUCAACCGACCGAGCCGCCGCCUUGGGUGGACCUCCCGUGGCUCCUUGAUGUGCUCCCCACCGGCGACCCCGACGCCGACCCCGCGGCAAAGGGCACCAAGAAGAGGAAACGAGCUUCCACUGGAGACGAGGGGGAGGAGGUGGACAUCAUGGACCUCGAUAUUUCGGCCGACGAGGUGUAUGACAUUCUCCAUGCGCACCGGGAUGCCUUUGCGCCUGCAGGGCCGGCGCCUCCGCGCAGAGAUUUCGUGGUCAUCCUGCGGGGGGGCUUGGACACGAAGAAACGCAAGGGGGUCGAGUACGACGUGUGGAGGGCAAAGACUGGAAAUGACAAGGGUAGGAAGUUCGCGGGGGACUUUGGCAUCGGCCAGACCUGCGACUUCACCAUCAGUAUGUAUGGCGACGAGGAGGCCCGCGCUCUGGCGGAGGCGUGGGUGCACAGAGUGGUGCGCGAUAUGGAUGCGCCCGGCGCUCCGCCUGCCAUGCUCGAGGGGCUGAGCACGGAGGAGGAUGUGAAAAAGGCCGAGCGGGACAAUUUCCCAGGGUACGAGCGCGACGAUUUUCACCACAAUAUCGUUGAUGGCAAGUCCCUCCACGAGGUGCUCACUCAUGACGUCCAUGCGAUCCGCCAUGGCCUCGAGGAUGCUCCAGUCAGGGGCAAGCAUUAUUACAACGACAUGCGUGCCAAGUUCCCCCUACAGGGUGGGAUGGUCGACCAGCAGUUGUCCCCAGCCAAUAAGAGCGACCAGAAGGACGCAGACUUGGACACCGCCCUGGAAGGGGUGGUGGCCCACGCGAAGUCGUGUGAUCUCUUCAGCGACUGGCUGGAAACAUCAGGGCCUCCGAACCAGUUGGUUUUCUCAACCGUCUGCAAAGCCAUGCUCAAACACGUUAAACCCAACGGCGUGGAGAGGCAGGAUGUGUGCAUGCUCUUCUUCCGGUGGGUAAAGAAGCACGAAUCCGAAACGAAGUACUCCGCUGAAUUCGGCGUCAUGCGGUCCUAUUGCAUUUGUGUAUGCAACAAAGUCUUGACCCGGUACAAAAACAAUGGCCAGGCUUCCAACGGAUGGUGGGAUGACUGGAAGGACGUGGGGGCGCUCCUUGUGCCGGAGGCGGCGUGCCAGCGCUGCAUGGACAACCAUCUGAAAACGUGGGACCACUUGGAGAGAGACCUCUUGGACGUCACAGGUGCGAACGAUUUCGGGCGCAACCUAUUCCACAAGCAGGCGACGAAACUCUACGCGGAUCGACUGUCCAUAGUAGCCGGCGACGUGGUGAAGAGCCACUUGCACGGCAAGGCGAUCGGCCAGAGCUUGAUCGACGCCGCCAAAGUCACGUUCGAUCAGAAGAUCAAGGGGAUGGGCGCCAGCCCCGCAGCGACCUUCCUGGAGAAACCGUACAGGGCGGGGUACUGUGGCCUCCCGGUCCCGCUCCCGGCCAUUUCGUACAACGACCAGUGGAGGCUUGAGGUCAAUGGCCUGUGCAGGUCUGUCGGCGUCUUCACUGGCGUCGUGCCUGAGAUCAUGGGCGACGCAGGUGAGAAGAGCCUGUUCAAGGACUACAAACCCCCAGCGGGCACGACCGUUGAGGCGGCAGUCCUUCAGCCGAACAAGAAGUUCAGGACGUCUUUGCUCCAGAAGCUUGAGACUAAAGACCAGAAGAAUAGCGAUGAACUCAAAAAUGUGUUGAAGAAGGACCAGAAAUGGUUCAGGAGCGUGGACAAAUGGAGCAAGAUCGAGGAGGAGGCAAUUAAGUUGAUGAGCGGAGCCCCCGCUGCGACGGUGGUGAAGGACAUGCUUCUUCAGCGCAUCGCCCAGGGCGAGGGCGCCCAGUCGCCCCUCGACACGGCCGUGGCGAAGGUGAAAGAGAUGGAGGACCAUGCGAUCAUGGAGUUCGCAGGUGCAACUGCCAAGGAUGCUUGGACGGAGGCAUUCGGCAUCCUGGAGGCGAUCAAGGCCAAGCGGGUCCCCAAGAUCCCCGUGGGCAACUCGCAGUACGUGGCCGACCUCUCCGACGCCGUCAGCAGGUUCUGCACGGCGGAGGUCGAUGACCCAGACAGCGGCGGCACGAAGAUCACCAUUCGCGGCGCGGCUGCCGCGGACUGCCUCUUCACCAGGGUGCAGGAGAAGAUGGAGGCGAAUACGAAGAUCCCCUAUGCGGAGAUCACCCCCCUGACGGUGUUCGGCUGGCUCCUCCAGCCGGAGAAGCGAGCGACGGUCUGGAAGUGGAGCCAGGAAGUCAUGGCCAAGGUCGGCAUGCAAGGCCCGGGGGCCAAAGGGGCCGGCGGCCUGGGCAAGGGCGGCAAGGCGUCCCAGGGAGCGAAGAAAGAGCAGACCAAAAAGGAUGUCAAGGCGGCCGUUGCAGCGCUGUGGUCGU
Prorocentrum cordatum is the source of this 4264-nucleotide messenger RNA. The record is from the annotation of a GenBank genome assembly. Lineage: Eukaryota; Dinophyceae; Prorocentrales; Prorocentraceae.